UUGAGGAUGACCGUCGUCUCCGUGUCUUCAUGGAUAAGCGUAUGGGACAAGAGGUUCCUGGGGACAGUGUUGGAUCGGAAUUUGCUGGGUAUAUCUUCAAGAUCACCGGUGGUAACGACAAGCAAGGUUUCCCUAUGAAGCAGGGCGUCAUGCACCCUACUCGUGUCAAGCUCCUCCUCUCUAAGGGGCACUCUUGCUACCGCCCCCGCAGGACUGGAGAGAGGAAGCGCAAGUCUGUUCGUGGAUGUAUUGUAGCCGGAGACCUCGCUGUCCUUUCCCUCGUUGUCGUCAAGCAGGGUGACGGUGAUGUCGCUGGAUUGACCGAUGUUACCCAUCCCAAGAGACUCGGACCCAAGCGCGCUACCAAGAUAAGAAAAUUCUUCGGUUUAAAUAAGGACGAUGAUGUUCGCAAGUUCGUUAUUCGUCGCGAGGUCCAGCCCAAGGAUGAGGGGAAGAAGCCAUACACCAAGGCUCCCAAGAUCCAGAGGCUCGUUACCCCUCAACGCCUUCAGCACAAGCGUCACAGAAUCGCCCUCAAGAGAAGAAGAGCGGAGGCUUCCAAGGAUGCUGCGAACGAGUACGCGGCUCUCCUCGCCAAACGCGUCCAUGAGGAGAAGGCGAAGCGUUCUGAGCUACGCAAACGCCGUGCUUCUUCUAUGAGACCCGAGAAGAAGGAGAAGGCGUAAGUGUUUGUAGGUGGUGGUUCAACAAAAAAAUAAAAAAUUCUUUGGUGCGAAUGGGUGGGGUGGUCGGAACUAAACAGUGCUUUUCUUCCUCUUUUUUUCACCUGUACCUUCUUCACUGAAUAAAGUGAUAUUUUUUCA
Tuber melanosporum (Perigord truffle) is the source of this 824-nucleotide messenger RNA. Its product is annotated as 40S ribosomal protein S6. Gene Ontology annotation, cellular component: ribosome. Bases 42 to 686 code for a protein of 214 amino acids. Gene Ontology annotation, molecular function: structural constituent of ribosome. Gene Ontology annotation, biological process: translation. NCBI's taxonomy places the organism in Eukaryota, Fungi, Ascomycota, Pezizomycetes, Pezizales, Tuberaceae. The record is from RefSeq and is a predicted model, not a curated record. The transcript is spliced from 3 exons.